This is a messenger RNA of Sarcophilus harrisii (Tasmanian devil), 7966 nucleotides long. RefSeq names its product activating transcription factor 6 (gene ATF6). Gene Ontology annotation, cellular component: nucleus. The transcript has 17 exons. Lineage: Eukaryota; Metazoa; Chordata; Mammalia; Dasyuromorphia; Dasyuridae. Gene Ontology annotation, molecular function: DNA-binding transcription factor activity, RNA polymerase II-specific; RNA polymerase II cis-regulatory region sequence-specific DNA binding. The record is from RefSeq and is a predicted model, not a curated record. Gene Ontology annotation, biological process: endoplasmic reticulum unfolded protein response; regulation of transcription by RNA polymerase II. The coding region runs from base 164 to 2203 and encodes 679 amino acids.
AGUUUGUCCUCUUGCGGCCGCCGUCUCCGUCAGUGUUCAGUGUUUUGUUGGUACCUCGCUGCUUCCCGGACAUUAGUCACGGAGUUUCUGGGGAAGGAGACGUGUAGUUGGAGGAGGCGUGGGUCGGGGCGCCGCCGCCGCCGCCGCCGCCGCCGCGGGGGCCAUGGAGCCACCGUUCAGCCCGAGCCGGUCUGUCUCUCAGAGCCUGGAUGUGGACUGGGAUUCAACCCUUUUUGCUGAACUUGGGGAUUUAAUGGACACAGAUGAGUUGCAGCUGGACAUAGAGAAUGAAACUUAUGAAAACAAUUUCUAUAAUCUUGGCUUUGAUUUGGAUUUGAUGCCUUGGGACUCAGACCCAUGGGGGAUUUCCAACCAAUCUUGUACAGAUAAAUAUAUCAAGGAAGAGCCUCAACCACUUUCUCCAGAUUCCUCAAGCUGUUCAGUCUCUUCCCCUCAAUCAGUGGAUUCUUAUUCUUCAACCCAGCAUGUUCCUGAAGAGUUGGAUUUAUCAUCUAGCUCCCAGCUGUCUCCCCUCUCUUUGUACAGUGAAACCUCUAACAGUCCUUCCUCAUCGGAGUUACUAAAGGAAGACAAGCCCAUCAUUGGUGGCACAAACAGGACUGUAAAUGGACUAACUCCAAAAAAACAAAGUCACGUCAUUUCUAAGCCUUCAAUUCAGCCCAAGCCAUUACUUCUGCCAGCAGUACCCAAGAGUCAAGCCAACUCGAGUAUUCCAACCAAAGCAAUCAUCAUUCAGACACUCCCAACACUUCUACCCUUGACAAAGCAGCAACCUGUUAUUCACAUUCAACCUGCACCUGCUAAAGGUCAGCCUGUUGUGCUCUCUCAACCGACUAUGGUCCAGCUACAGGCACCUGGAAUUCUGCCUUCUGCUCAGCCAGUCAUUGCUGUCACUAGGGGAACCACUCAGCUACCUAAUCAUGUGGUUAAUGUGUUACCAACUCCUGUGGGGAAUAACCCAGUCACAGGCAAACUAUCUGUGACUAAACCGAUCCUGCAGACUACCACAAGAGGUGUCGGCUCAGAUGUGACUGUUCUACGGAGACAGCAGCGCAUGAUCAAAAAUCGAGAGUCAGCCUGUCAAUCUCGUAAGAAGAAGAAAGAAUAUAUGUUAGGUUUGGAGGCAAGGUUAAAAGCAGCCCUUUCAGAAAAUGAGAGACUUAAAAAAGAAAAUGGAUCCCUGAAGCGGCAGCUAGAUGAAGUAGUAUCAGAGAACCAGAAGCUCAAAGUCCCCAGUCCAAAACGGAGAGCUGUAUGUGUGAUGGUUGUGCUGGCCUUCAUAAUGCUGAACUAUGGUCCCAUAAGUAUGUUUGAGCGGGAUUCCAGCACAGUGACUUCUAGUAUGAACUCUGCACAUCAGAGUAGACAUCUUUUAGGAUUCUCAGCUACUGAGGAGCAAGAUUCAGUUCCAAGAAAAGUUGCUGGUGCCAUCCAGAAAAACAGUUACAGAUAUGAUCAGUCUGUCUCUAAUGACAAAGCUUUGAUGGUGGUAACUGAAGAGCCACUGUUGUAUAUUCCUCCACCUCCUUGUCAGCCAAUAAUCAACCGUACAGAAUCUCUCAGGUUGAAUCAUGAACUUCGAGGAUGGGUUCAUAGACAUGAAGUAGAGAGGACCAAGUCAAGAAGAAUGUCAAAUAGUCAGCAACAGAAAACACGUGUUCUACAGCCUCCUUCAGAUUCUGAAGAGACCCAAAAGUCUUAUAAGAAUUCUCUGGAACACGGUUCUAAUUCUCAGCUGAUGGCUGUGCAGUAUACAGAAACAACUAGCAUCAGGAAUCCAGGGAGUGAGCUGCAAGUUUAUUAUGCUUCACCUAGAAGUUAUCAAGACUUUUUUGAUGCUAUCCGAAGAAGAGGAGAUACUUUUUAUGUUGUGUCAUUUCGAAGGGAUCAUCUACUAUUACCAGCUACCACCCAUAACAAGACCACAAGACCAAAGAUGUCAAUAGUUUUGCCAGCAAUAAACAUAAAUGAAAAUGUAAUCAAUGGACAAGAUUAUGAAGUGAUGAUGCAGAUUGACUGUGAAGUGAUGGACACCAGAAUCCUCCACAUCAAGAGUUCUGCUGUUCCUCCCUACCUCCGAGAUCAUCAGAGGAAUCAGACCAGCAGCUACUUUGGCUCUCCACCAGCCGCGCCAGAGGCAACAGCCCACGUUGUCAGUGCUAUCACUGAAUCCUUGCAGUAGGCAGCUGAUGUGCUUGCUGCCAUAGACUUCCCCAGCCGAGUCUAGAACUCAGCCAAACUAGAUUGGUGAUGGGCUGUGUGUCAGACGGGUGCAUCUUGCCUCCGUCUUUUUGACAGGCAAUCUAGUAUUGCCCAGUGAUCUAAUUGAGAGUCUAUCUAUGGGAAUGAUAGAGGGAGCAAAGGAGGAAUGCUUUUGUUUUCCAACUAAUACAGGUGGUGCUUGGGUUUUUUUUUUUUGUUUUGUUUUGUUUUAAUUCUCAAAUGGACAACCCUGGCAAGGUUUCUCAAGAGGCAACUUCAGUCCUUGGUUCCUCUAUCAUUGCCCUUCAGAUCUAUUCUGUACUUUCUGGAUUGUACUUGCCAUUCAAUCCCUGCCUUGUGUUUAAGAGGAGAUCUCCUUCUCUCACAUCAGCUUCUUUCACCAUCCCUCCCUGAGGCAUGCCUAGUGUUGCUACACUUAAUUUAGUGACACAUUAAUCAUUUUUAUUUAAAACAAAAACAAAACUUGGAGGUCAAAGCAUUUGGGCAGAUCUAAUCUUUUCAUUUGUUAUUAUGAAAUUGCCCCUUCUAGGGCUGGUGUUUAUCCAACUGACAGGUCUCAAAACCCAACAAGUGAAAGUACUCGGCUACUAUGAAUCUGUAUUGAAAACACUCAAAACAGCAUUGCUUUCGACCCAAACUUAAGGGUAAGCAGAAGAGCCCUCAAUUGGUGACAUUUAAGCUUAAUAUAGAAUUUUUCAUUCACCUCACAUUCACUAUUUAAUGGGUCUGAUGCUAAUGCUUAAAAGUUGUUUAACAUUGCAUGGAUGAUAUGAUGGGGAAUGUAGAAAACAUGCUGAUUUGAGAAGAUGACAUUUCUGUUUCUCACUAAUAAUUUGAGAAUGAGAGUACAGAAGUACUACUGUACAGAAGUGCAGGAAAGUUUAAUGUGGAAAAUGGAGGAAGAAAUAGCUAAAGUAAUAAAAGUUAUUAAAGCUGUGAAAAUAUUGUGGGGCCUCUUUGAAAUAAAGACUUAGCUUUAUUAAAUUAAUUCACAGGGAGUGUUUGCAUGUGCUCUGAUCUUCUCUUCAAUGAUAUCUUAUAUAGCUUCUCGAGGCCUGCAGAAAAAUACCUCAUUGUAUUUUUUGGGAAAGGUUGUUGCAUGGGGGGUAGGGGGGAGUGUUCUUUCUGUGUAUUGCACUGAUAGCAGAUCCAGCUGAUAAGUAUUGGUGUAGCUUAUAACUAGGCAAGCCAGAAACUAGUUUUCUUCUGAAAACUAAUAGAUUGUUUGCUCAUUUUGGGAAAAGCAGACAUAUUUGCUAGGGAAGUCCAUUUGGCAAUGUAGCAACAGUUUUCACCUUCGCUGUGGAGGAGACAUGACAGAAUUAGAUCUUCUUUACCUCCCUAAAAAUGACUACUGUUUUCAUUUGCAUUCCACUUGAAUUGUAUUUCAGUAAAUUUUGAAGAUGGAAAGGAACAUUGUCCACAUGGUUCCUCCCAGAUCAUGUAGAAUUGUUAUUCUUUGACAUAUAUUUCUCAUUCCAAUUACUUAAAACGGUUAUCUUCCUCUAGCCUUUCUAAUGGCAUUUUCUAGACCCUUCAUUAAUCUCAAUAUGGAUAAAACAUUUGCUGACUCUCAGAUUCAGUUUUUCUUUGUUAGAUUUUAUCCCAUUCCUCUUAGGCCAUCCCAGUACAUUCUUUUUCCUCCUUGCAAGGAGUGGAAAAACAACAAUUCUAUCAAGCCUUAAUGUUUGUUUUUUUUCCAUUUGUGGUGUUAUCUUCAUGUUUGUGAAAUUGGGUUCAACUCAAGAUUUUGAAAUCUUGCUAAUAUUUCUAACCCUCUGCAAAGCAAGGCGCCUCUCUAAGCAAAUGCCAUUCCCCUGAAGUUAGAUGAUCACUAUGGGAAAUCAGCCUAACUUGCCUGAAAAAGAAAUACAUGUACCAAGAAAGAAUUUUGAGACUUUAAGGGUUAGUUAACCUUUCUAUUCUUUAUUACCCCAAACCACUUUAAAUCAGGACAACCUAGUCUCUUGCUGAAUAUUCUUUCAAUCUUUCUGCAUAUUUAUCAAGAAGAUAAAUAUGGAAAAGCCCUGAGUGUUCCUUGCUGAAUACUGUGUACUUUGAUGAUGGGAGAAAGCAUAUGCUAAAAGCUUGAAAUGUUAGAUUGGUCAUCUCAAGAAAAUUCUUCUCUUAGCACAUUUCCUUUAUGUCUCUUUAUGUGAGCUAAUUCAGAUUGUCUAGAUUUGAUUACUCUGGGGAGGUGGAUUAGAAAUUCCCACACUGUAAUUCUCUGGAGGAUUUGAAGUUAGAUAAUUCUGUCAUCAGUUUUUAUAAUCAAAUACUUUAAGCUCUGAGUAGUCCUAACAGGACCUACCAGAAUCUUCCAUCUCUUUGCACUAAUCUCUAAACUUGGCAAAAAGAAACCGUUCAUUGAGUGGGCUUUUUUUUUUCUUGCCUGACUCUUUGGUUUCAUCUCUGUGUGAUUUCUCCAGCUUUUCUCGGGGUCUCUGUACUAAUUCACUAGGCAAAUCCCCCAACUCAUAACCUGAGUCCUCUCCUAGGUGGGACAGACAUAGGAAUCAGCCAUAACUUUGUGGCAGUAUGGUGAUGGACACGUGGGAGCUUAUAGACAGAUAAGUCUGAAUAUGUUGUGUGAAUAUGGUGGAGGAACCACAGAGUUAUGUCUCAGUCUCUCUGUCCAUUUGCCUUAUGGCAGUCAGCUCUUCACACACUGAACCCCUCUAGAUGAAUUCAUAAGUCACAGCCUGACUGCCAAAAAUUUAUAUCUCCAAAACUUGUUUUUGGAGGAAUUUGAAGGACAACCUUCAGAUUUAUCCCCCAGAAUGCUUCACUGUUUUCUUAAAUUAUUUAAGUCUAUUGUUUGAUAGUGGUUUCCCUUUGAAUAUUUGAAUGACCUUAUGAGACAAAAUGACUGGGACACAUUUCUGUUCAGGAAAUGAAAAAUAACUGUGUACGUGAAUGAAACCAAACCACAGCAUCACCAUUGGAGCAUUGCAAAAGAACUGUGUGCAAUGUUAACUUUUUUUUUGUUGUUGCAAGUUCUUUUAGUGGGUUUUCAAAGGCCCGCUUAAGAGAUGCACAGACCCCAGCAGGACUUAGUUGGACAUAUUGUGUGACCAAAGUGACCUUGCACUUUGCCUUUCAGCCAAGAGUACUCUACUGACUGGCAAAGCAGACAAUGGAAACUUUGAGGGGAAGGAUUUCUCCGCACAGUUUAGACAGAAUAAAAGUAAAACAGAUGUUCCAUCACACUGACAACUGAAUCAGGUGAUGAAGGGGCUUUGGGCGGUUUCUCCCAUUACUAGGUUAAUGCAUUCUGCAUCAAGCCUGGAAACGGGCUCUGCUGUGUCUGAAAGUGCAUACGUGUCCAACUCAAGAUAGCACCUUAGUUUUAAAUAGCUCCUUUCCAAAACUAGCAGUUUGAGAAAGUGAUCCCUUUCUCAGCAAACAGAUUGUUCAAAUGUUUGCAUUGCAUUUGUGGGCUGGGGGAGGAGGUGACUAAUUGCAACAUCUUCUGCUCUCUUUUCUUAAUUACUACCAGCUCCACCUUCCACUGGCAUGGUUCUUUUUUUCACUUUAGCAAAAAAUAUAAAAGGUGUUUGAAAUCAAACACAGCAAUAUUAUGAGUCACUCUUCAGUGUUGAGAACAAAACAAUUUCUUGGAAAUAGAUGAGGAAUUUUGGAUCCAGGCUGAUUUUCAGUGUAUUUUAUUAGAGACACAAUAAUGUUAUUAAAUGACAUUAGAAAUGUUAUUGAUUUGAUUCCUCCUGUCCUGUGCAUGCAUACUUAUAAGCAAAAUUGGGAAUCUGAUAUUUUUCCUUUAUGUUACUUAAACUCAUUAAAACUAGAUUUGUGCCAAGUUUUUCCCUUACAUGCCAUUUUCUGAUUCCUGUCAUUGAACUAAAUUGAUAUGAUGAAAUUUGACAAGCAUCUGCCUUGGUAACCAGGUCUGUACUUCCAUAUUUGAUCUUCUGAGAACUGCAUGGAGAAUAAUUUUCAACUAAUGCCCAAUAAUGAGAAAGUACUUACUAUGCCAAGGAAUCUCUCUUUUCAUAACUAAUUUUGGAAGUGUCCAAUUUUCUAUUAUUGGAGAUGGAGUAAAGGAAACAGUGUACAGAUGGAGUCCUCCUUUCUUCUGUGUGACAUCAUGAAAUCUGUCUACCCAUGAGCACCUCAUUCUUCUUUUACAAGUGCCUAUAGAGGCUUUCUUCAAUAGAAUGAGAUAUAUAGCUGAAUUCAUAGGAUCUGAAUUUGCUAUUAAACCAUUUCAGUAAAUUACUCAUUCUUUCUGACUGCUGAAACUGUUAUAAUGCUACAGCCAUCUCUGUUGACCCCCUGUUUUGAGGGGGUUUCCUUUACAGUAGGGAGCCUAUAGACUAUUUACCUAAUAUAGAUUAAUAUUUGGCAACAAUGAGGAUCAGGAUUGCCAUUUGUCUCAGUCUGGAACUGUUUUGUUUAAAAAAAUCAGGGCAGAGCAAGAAACAUUUGCUCUUAGGGUGGCCAAGUGUAGCUUUUGCUUAAAAAAGCAUGAAAGGAGUGAUUAAAGAUGGAGACCUGAGAGAGACUGGAGUUCCAACUUCUAAUUGUCAAUGAGAGGGAAAAAAAUCACAGGAUUUGGGUUUUUUUUUUUUUUUUUAAGUUAGUUUUAAACACAACUUCAAGGAAAUAAGGGAUGAUAUUGCCAUAUCUUUAAAAAGCUGAUGUAAAUUGCAAAUUAGAAACAUUUGGGGUGACUAGAUUAUUAUGUGGCCCUCUCAGCUAUCUUGUCACCCAGAACAGUCCCCAUUUCUGAAGAGAAUAGCAAAACUAUCUCAUGAUAAUUCAUCUUUGUAUGUACCGUUUAUGCUGUGUCUGAGAUCUGUCAAAUUAGCACACAUUUGCUUGCCACCCACUGGUUUGUUUAUCAUUCACACCUCAAAAGAAGUUUGUUUUAUGUGUGUUUUUAAAGAAAAGUAGGUUUAAGAUAAAAAGAAUAAAUCUGACAUAAUUUAUCACUUUUGGUUAUCACUGUGCUAGACUCCCCAAUGAUAUCAGUGGCUCUCAGUUAAAUAAAACAUUUUGAGUAAGAAUGGAAGUGUCAGCACAGAGAUAACCCACUAAUUUAUUGGUUUGGGGAUAGAUGUUAUUCAGGUGAUCAUCUCCAGAUUGAUUCUAUGUUUUCAGAAUUUGCUCCUCUUCUAGGAACCAAGGCUUGAUUUUUAAAAGAUGUGUGAGUCAGUUUGGUGAUGAGAAACAAGCCUGUUCUUAUUUUCUAAAUAUUUACUAAAAUUACCCAUGGUGAAAUUAUGAAUUUGUAGUUUCCCCUUAGUGUUUGUGCAGAAUGAAAGCAAGCAAUGAACCCCCAUGGUAGUUAGAGACUACCAUGCAAUCUUGUAUAUAGGAAUGUUGGUUUCUAGUUCUCAUCACAUUGGCAGCUCCAGUUGGCCUAGAUCCAGUUGUUUCACUUAACUAGCUUGAGUUUCCCAGUCGAGGAAAUGAACAAGUUCUUCCUGAAAGAGAUAGAUACCUGGGAGUUUGUAAGAGAUGCUGUUUCGCCAGGAUCAUAUCUUUAAAAUUAUAUCCACACUUGCUGAAUUAACUUGCAUUAAAGAUGAGGACAGGGGAAAAGAGAAGACAACAUUUUCUCCUUUGAUAUUUAUGUGGGAUCACAAUUCACAAAGGAAACAAAUGACAAUAUGUCAUUUAAUGUAAUUUAAUGCUUUCCAACAAGUCUUUAUAAUGCUAUACCUGUUCUUUGUUUGAAAUAAAGAAUUUUUAAUUUUCA